AUACAACACCACGAUACCCCAGGCCAUUUAGCGGCGUUUACAGUUGUACGGAGUGAUGCAAUUGGGUGGCAUGUCGGUGUUUCCCGCCCCAAAUUCACCGACUCUGGUACUAAUCGAUAGCUACCCGCCUCUGUUUUCUGUUUUGGCAGUUCGUUAAUUGAAUCUUGCGAUUCAUCUCGUCAUCCCAAUCCAUACCUCAAUUAAUACCUACAUCCAACCAACUAGAAUAGCCCAAAGUCUAGGGCCUCGCUAUCACUUCUAUUCACCUACAAGAAUCCAUACUCCACAAACCCAACCCCAGCCUCGCUGUUCCACAAAGAACACCCCCCACCGCGACCAUGGAUUUCGCAUCCCUCAUGUCCGCCGAGCUCGCCAAAGCGUCUCCCAAACCCAACAACGACGACAAAUCCUCCUCCUCCUCCUCCAAGAAAUACAUCCGCCGCUCCGAAGCCGAAGCCCAGCGCGAAGCCUCCUACCGCGCAGAGCAAAAGGCGCUCGAAGAGAAACGCGCAGCCAAAGCCGCCGAGAAGCGCAAGCGCGAAGAGGAAGCCGUAGAAGAGGCGCGGGUGCGCGAGGACAAGCGACGGCGGCUAGAAGAAGAGACACGGCGGCGUCGCGAGGAAGCCGCGGCCGAAGAGGAGCGGCUGCGUAGGAAACGGCUCGGAUUACCCGAGCUACCGACCGAGGACGCCAGCAACGGCAGUCGAGAAGGAAGCGAAGCCGCGGACGGGGAGGAGGACAUUCCGGACGAAGAGCUAGUGGCGAAGCUGCGGGAGCUGGGACACCCGGCGACGCUGUUCGGGGAGACGCAUCGGGGGCGGCUGAGGCGGUACCGCAAGUUGACGACGGUGGUGACGUCGGGGCCGAUCCCGACGACGCUGCGGCUUGUCGACGAGAAGGACAUGAAGAUCUCGGAUGCGAUACCCCAGGAUCGCCCCGGACGGGUCUACUUGUUCCGCCAGCUGGCGUCGUACUUCACGAUGGUGCUGCGGGAGUGGGAGGUGGCGCUCGCGCGCGAGGAAGGGACGCGUGAUACGUUUGCCGGGAAAGCGGCUGUCAAUGCGAUGGUGUCGAGUCGCGAGAACAUGGUGCCGCUGUUUCGCAAGUUCGAGAAGGGAGAGCUGGACGACGACGUGCUGAAGCCUGUUGUCGAGAUCGUGAAGGCGGCUCAGGAGCGCCGAUACGUCGACGCUAAUGAUGGGUACCUACGCCUAAGUAUCGGUAAGGCGGCGUGGCCGAUCGGAGUCACCAUGGUGGGUAUCCACGAGCGUAGCGCUCGAGAAAAACUGCACGAUGGCGAGAGGGGACAUAUCAUGAGUGACGAGGUUACGAGGAAGUACUUGCAGAGCAUCAAGAGGUGUCUUACGUUCGCGCAGGUGCGGUGGCCCCCGGAGGAUAUUAGACAACUCAUGGGAUGAUUUGGGAGAAUAGAACUUAAUAUGUUCGUAAGCUAUUCCUAGCAAUGGGUAUUCGUGAAUUUCAUUUCCCUGCCAAAGAUAUCUAGUC
This is a messenger RNA of Annulohypoxylon maeteangense, 1506 nucleotides long. RefSeq lists its product as uncharacterized. NCBI's taxonomy places the organism in Eukaryota, Fungi, Ascomycota, Sordariomycetes, Xylariales, Hypoxylaceae. The transcript has a single exon. Gene Ontology annotation, cellular component: U4/U6 x U5 tri-snRNP complex; U2-type post-spliceosomal complex; U5 snRNP. The record is from RefSeq and is a predicted model, not a curated record. Gene Ontology annotation, biological process: generation of catalytic spliceosome for second transesterification step; RNA splicing. The coding region runs from base 339 to 1418 and encodes 359 amino acids.